CUUCCCUUCUUGGGUUUUCAUUCCUCGCCAUCAUGUCUCUUCAAGAAAAGGUGCAGACAGUUGCACAGGAGUUCCAAAAGCUCCAGGCUGAUAUGGCCAAGGCUGUAGAGGCCAGGGAGAAACUGGGCACUCAGCAAUCGGAGAAUGAACUCGUGAAGAAAGAAUUCGCCAAACUCGCGCCAUCGAAUGCGGUAUAUAAACUCAUUGGGCCCGUACUUGUGAAGCAGGACCAGGCAGAGGCAAAGACCAACGUUAAUACAAGGCUGGACUUUAUCAAGGGCGAAAUAAAACGAGUCGAGGCCCAGAUCCAGGACAUAGAGGCCAAGUCGGAGCAGAAGAAAAAAGAGUUUGCCGCCGCACAGACCGCUCUCCAACAACAGCAAAGUCCAGUAGCAGCGUAAUGCAUAUACAUCUCUCCCUGUAGCACCUCUUCCUGUAUCUAUACUGCCCGUAAUGACACUUUCAUCCCAUGAGGUGACUGGCACUAUGCAUUUUUCGAAGGCUGUGAUGAUGCUUGUUCUACCAAGACAUUGGCCUUCUUCAACUCUCGCUCCGCCUCGGGACUCUUCAGUACUGUCUCCAGCUUGAAUCGUUUUCUGGCUGACACAGG
Molecule: messenger RNA, 610 nt
Organism: Desarmillaria tabescens
Lineage: Eukaryota; Fungi; Basidiomycota; Agaricomycetes; Agaricales; Physalacriaceae
Product: prefoldin subunit 6
Exons: 4
Coding region: 33-401 (122 amino acids)
Biological process (GO): protein folding; chaperone-mediated protein complex assembly
Cellular component (GO): prefoldin complex; cytoplasm
Molecular function (GO): protein-folding chaperone binding
Source: RefSeq, a predicted model, not a curated record